AUGGCAAUGCUAAAGAAGAUUUUAAACCGUUUUAAAGCAUUUAAAUCUACAGCUCCUAGUAUGACCUUAAGUAUGUGUCUCAGGAGGAACCAGAAACUUUGUAAUGGUUCUUUGCUGGAGUUAGAACACCCCCAAGCUGUCUUGGGUAUAGGACUUAGGCCAUGUUCACACCUUGGAAUGUACACACCGAAAAUCGGUGCGGACAAUACGAAGACUGCAGGGAAUGUGCCGUCUCAUAGACAGCAAUGCAUCCUGUGUGGAGUCCGCAGGAGCAUUCUUUCUGCCGACACAGAAUUUAGAAUUCCCACGCCAGAAAUAUCUGUGAAGACUAAGGAGAAGAGAGGUGGGAAAUCCUCUGAACCUGAGCAGACCAAAAAUUCUGAAGGUAAUGCUGAGGCAGAGAAAUCCUCUGAAGCAGAAGCUAAACCAGAGUCAACCUCAAAAGCUGUGAGUAAAGAGAAUGGCACAACUGAAGCUACAGGUGAAGAGAAGAGUAAGCCUGAAGAAGCUGCAGUAGUAGAAGCUGAUUCUACACAAGAAUCUGAAGGAGCCAAAGACUCUGAAGCCAAACCUGAGGAAGCUGGUGCCCCAGAAGAGAAAGCUGGAUGGGAUGAGAUGGACCCGUGUCAGAGGUCCUCUGACGGUACAGAGAACAAGACAGUGGUUGGUGAAGCCACUGAGGCCGAAAGAUUCUCUAAAGCAGAGGCAGAGGUCCGGCAAGCCAGAAGAAGACAAAGGUUAGAAGCAUCGGUCCUCUCACUCCUUAAUUUCAAGAACCCUGCCCACACCAGGGUGAAGAACCUGGUACUGGAGAGGUGUGACCGAGAGACUUGCAAUUGGUGGCUGGUAAAAGUCCGGAAGAAAAAAGUCAAGGACUUCAGAGACUGUGGGACAAAAGUUGUCCAAGAGAAAGGAAAGGCAGAUUGUUUCUGCCUUUCAAAUACAUGUGCUCCUUCCCGGUGGUCUGAGCAAAGGGGGGGGAUAUGUGGCAGUGUGGCAAGGAAAGGGUGUAUUUCCUUGGCUCACCCUGCAGAAGCUCUCACCUGCUUCUUAAGUAAUGAGGCAGGAGGGAAGGGAGGUGUAUAUGAGAUGGAGACUCAGUGUAAUGGGGGCUCUUCCUAGGAGACAGCAUGUGGGCUGUAGGGAAGAGACAGAGGCUGCUGAGGAGUACACAGCCCGAGCUAUGAGGGGCUCAAAGAGAGUGACAUUGUGAGUAGAAGGUUGC
This is a messenger RNA of Hyla sarda, 1225 nucleotides long. RefSeq lists its product as uncharacterized. Bases 1 to 1122 code for a protein of 373 amino acids. NCBI's taxonomy places the organism in Eukaryota, Metazoa, Chordata, Amphibia, Anura, Hylidae. The transcript has 4 exons. The record is from RefSeq and is a predicted model, not a curated record.